Molecule: messenger RNA, 1331 nt
Organism: Gavia stellata (red-throated loon)
Lineage: Eukaryota; Metazoa; Chordata; Aves; Gaviiformes; Gaviidae
Gene: CCNB1
Product: cyclin B1
Exons: 8
Coding region: 5-1270 (421 amino acids)
Biological process (GO): regulation of cyclin-dependent protein serine/threonine kinase activity; mitotic cell cycle phase transition; mitotic metaphase chromosome alignment
Cellular component (GO): mitochondrial matrix; nucleus; cyclin B1-CDK1 complex
Molecular function (GO): cyclin-dependent protein serine/threonine kinase regulator activity
Source: RefSeq, a predicted model, not a curated record
UGCUAUGGCGCUCAGGGUUACCAGGCACACUCGCACGGCUUGCAAUGACACGGCGAAGAGCAGCCUGCUACCUGCCGCCAAGGGCGGCACGGUGGUGGUGGCCUCCAAGAGGGCCCUGCGCGUCCGCACCGCCCUGGGGGACAUCAGCAACCGUGUCGUUCAGCUGAAGACGCAGACUGCCGUCAAGAAGGUGGUGAGGGGCUCCGGGCCGGAGCCGGGCCCCAAGCCCGUGCUCGCCACCUCUCAGGAGAAGAUGGCUACUGGGCAGCCGCUGAGGGAUGCGGCCAUGGAGGAGGCGCCAGCGCCGGAGCCCCAGCCGGAGUCCUACCAGUUGGAGCCUCAGUCUCCAACCCCCAUGGAGACAUCUGGAUGUACUCCAUCAGAAGACAUGCUUUGCCAGGCUUUUUCUGACGUUUUGCUUGAUGUGGAAGAUGCAGAUGCGGAAGAUGGUGAUGACCCAAACCUCUGCAGUGACUAUGUGAAGGACAUCUACAAGUAUCUGAGAUACCUUGAGGCAACUCAACCUAUCAGACCCAAAUACCUGGCUGGCCAGGAAAUCAAUGGGAACAUGCGUGCCAUACUAAUAGACUGGCUUGUGCAAGUACAGGUAAAAUUCAGACUACAGCAGGAGACCUUGUACAUGGCAGUUGCUAUCAUCGAUCGCUUCUUGCAGGACAAUGCUGUUGCCAAGAAGAUAUUGCAGCUGGUUGGUGUCACAGCUAUGUUCAUUGCCAGCAAAUAUGAAGAGGUGUUUCCCCCAUAUAUAGAAGACUUUACCUACAUAACUGAUAACACUUACACAAAGUUCCAAAUCUGCCAGAUGGAGAUGAAGAUCCUGCGAGCCCUGAACUUUGGUCUGGGUCGCCCUCUCCCUCCGCACUUUCUGAGGAGGGCUUCAAAAAUUGCAGAGGUGGACUUGGAACAGCACAUUCUGGCCAAGUACCUAAUGGAGCUGUCCAUUGUGGACUAUGAUAUGGUUCAUUUCCCUCCAUCCAAGACCGCAGCGGCUGCUUCCUGUUUGGCUCAGAAACUCAAUGGAUCCGAGUGGACACCAACCCUGCAAUACUACCUGUCCUACUCAGAGAGUGACCUUCUCCCAGUUAUGCAGCACAUAGCAAAGAACGUAAUUCUUGUGAAUAAGGGCGUUACCAAGCAGAUGGCAGUCAAGAACAAAUAUGCCAGCAGCAAAAAUGCCAAGAUAAGCCACAUUAAACAGCUGGGCUCUUCUAUCAUAUGGAAUCUAGCACAACCUCUGAUUAAAAAGUCUUAACUCCUGUGUGAACUUGAGCAGAAUGUUGGCACUAUAUGCUAUAUUAUAUAUGUAUAUAAUG